CGCGAGACAAUGCUGACCAAUCCGCUGCGAGGAUUUGUUCGCGGCUUGUAGUUCACUGCUAAUGUAGGUAAAAGAAAAAUAGUUCGCCAAGACGUAAGCUACUAUGGAAAAUGGAAGCUCAGUUCUGGACAGUCCUGAGGACUUGGAUUGUUCCUCAGAUUCUGGUAGCAUCUUCGUUCCUCAGAAGCGACGUAAACAAGCAGUGGCUGGGUCCCAGCCACCGAAGAGACCCAGGCGUAAUGCUGUAAGGGUGACAUCCAGCCCCAGCAGCCCCUUCACAACCCCUCCUGACUCCUCCCAGCAGAGGCAAUCGCCCUCCCAGGGGACUUCCAGAAAGCCCUCCUCUCGCCGUGUGACGAGCGUGAGCGAGGAAAGCCAGGGGAUCAGUGCGAAGGAUAUCUAUGAUGCUGUGUUUUCUGGAAAGACUGCCAUGGUGACGGUGGUGGAGGAGUGGCUGUGCUGCUACAAACGGAGCAAAGAGGCAGGCCUGCUGGUGCUCAUCAACUUUAUUGUUCAGUCCUGCGGAUGCAAAGGUGUGGUGAACAGAGACAUGCUGGAAAGCAUGGAGAAUGCUGAAAUAAUCGGCGCACUAACAAAGGAGUUCAAUGAGGAUUCUGUGAACUACCCUCUGAGCACCCCUGGUCCUCAGCUGAAGCGUUUCAAAGCCGGCCUGUGUGAGUUUCUGCGGGUCCUGGUGCGCUCGUGUCGCAAUAGUUACGUCUACGACGAAUUUCUCUUCCCCUCCCUGCUGGCUCUACUCACCGGGCUCUCUGACUCCCAGGUCAGAGCCUUCAGACACACCAGUACCUUAAUGGCCAUGAAGCUGAUGACAGAGCUGGUGGACAUCGCUGUGGCCGUGUCGGUCCAGCUGCAGACCACCCAGCGGCAGUUCGACGUAGAGAACGGCAAGAAGCCGCAUGAGCGAGCCUCCGACAGGCUGGAGGAGCUGAGCGCCUCCAUCAGAGAGCUGCAGGAGAACAGAGAGGAGCUGUCCUUCAUGAUGAACACCACCUUCCGAGGCGUCUUCGUGCACCGCUACCGCGACCGACUGCCGGACAUCCGCGCGACCUGCAUGGAGGAGCUGGGCGUCUGGCUGACGACGGACCCGGAAAACUUCCUCAACGACGGAUGCUUGAAAUACUUGGGAUGGACGCUGCACGACAAGCAAAGUCCAGUGCGUCUGCGGUGUGUGCGCGCCCUGCAGGGUCUGUACCAGCAGAAGGAGUUCAUUGGCCGCCUGGAGCUUUUCACCAGCAGAUUUAAAGAGCGGAUUCUCAGCAUGGUGCUGGACAAAGACCCAGACGUGGCCGUGGAAGCGGUCAAUCUGUUGCUGAUGAUCCAACAGAGCACAGAGGAAGGCUUGAAAGAAGAGGAGUGCGGCCACAUCUAUCCGCUGGUUUACGCGUCACACCGAGGCCUGGCGUCUGCUGCCGGCGCCUUCCUCUGCAACAAGCUUAGAAAUGUGCUCACCGCCGACAGCCAGGAGGAUGAGAACGGCAACAGCAUUGCCUCCUUUUUUCAAAUACUCAUAUCUUUCUACAUCCAGACCGAGUUUCAUGAGCACGGUACAUACCUGGUGGACAGUCUGUGGACCGUGGCCGGCUCUGAGCUGAGAGACUGGGCCACGAUGACGGCUUUGCUGCUGCAGGAUUAUGGUCUCGUGUAUGAGGAGGAGGGGGCGCUCCUGGAGAUUAUGAUGUGUGCCAUCAGACAAGCAGCAGAGGCGACUCCACCGGUCGGGAGGAGCGAGGGCAAAAAGAACCUGAGCAUGAAGCAAAAGAAGAUUCAGGAGCAAGACAGGACUCGGAUCACCACGCAUUUCAUCCCCGUGCUGCCACAGCUGCUUUCCAAGUACUCGGCCGAUGCAGAGAAGGUGAGCCUUCUCCUCACAGCUCCUCUGUACUUUGACCUGGACAUGUACAGCAGCACCCAGUGGCUUGAAAAGCAUUUGGACCUGCUGCUGUCCCAGAUCUGUGACAUCGUCAAAAAGCACACGGACGGCGGCGUGCUGCAGGCCUGCGCCCAGCUGGUCAGCACCCUCUGCUCGGAGCGCCACACCUUCUCCUCCCGCGCACACCUGGCGUUCAGUCAGCUGUUGGACGCCCUGACCGACCGCUUCAGCGCCUACCUGAGUGACCUGCUGCAGGAUACAGCAGAUGAGGAUGGAGUGUACAAUGCAGCUACAGCCUUGAAACGGAUUGCUGCCUUGAGCAGCGCCAUGGACCCGACUGGAUGGGAGCUGCUUGACUCUUGUCUGGAGUUGCUGAAAAACAGGAUAGAAUCCGUGAAUUUGGACACAGAGCUCAUGGCGGCGGCUCUGAAGUGUGCAGCUUUUCACCUUAUGUGGGCAAAAUUGAAGGCGGUCAACCUCAAGCCAGCCGAGGCUGAAUUAAAGUGUCUGAGGAAGCAGGUCCGCGUGUUCUGCAGAAUCUGUCAGACUUGUCUGUCUCUGGACCAGACCGAGAUCCGAGACCAGGCGUUUGAGCUGCUCUGUGACCUUCUGCUGCUGUACAGCGAGGUCUCUGUCCGCAGCGAGCCUGCCCUCCAGACGCUGGUCCACCUGCCGUCCGACUCCCUGCGUGCCGAGUUGGCAUCUUUUCUCCUGGACUACAUCUUCACCGACACCGAGAGCAUCGAACUUGAUGAUGAAGGUCUGGAGAAGAAGGUGGCUCUUCUUCAAAAGAAACGCAACCAGCUGGCGGGCUACUGUAAGCUGGUCGUCUACGGCGUCCUGGACCUCAGUGCUGCCACUAACGUCUUCAAGCACUAUAGCAAGUACUUUAAAGACUUUGGCGACAUCAUAAAGGAGACAAUGAGCAAGAGCAAGCUCAUCAACCCCAUACAGAGCGCCAAGGUUGUCUGCCUGAGCCUGCAGCAGCUGUUCGCCGAGAUGCUUACGGAGGGCCACGAACGGCCGGAUUUCACCGAGAUCAGAGAGCUGGCCAGAAGGCUCGCCAUGACCUUUGACGUCAAUCUCCAACGCGCCCGCAAACAACUGGUGGCCGUUCAUCUGGACGGGAUCCGUUUCGCGUUUCGCGUGGCGCCGGACGGAGAGGAGGAGCAUCCAAACGUGGCCUUCCUAGAGAUCCUCAGCGAGUUCAGCUUCAAGUUGCUCCCGCAGGACCGCGCCCAACUCGCCAACUUUGUGGAAGCCGAGUGUCCCAGUGCUGCCCUCUGCUGGCCAGCGGUCAGACUGUACCUCCGCUCUCUGGCCGCUCGCUCCUCCAAGUCCAAAAAAGGGCCCGGGGAAGGAGGAGGAGCCGACUCCUCCCUGGGCACCCCUGUAGCCAAACGCAUGAGGACCAGUGCUCAGGGUUCAGUGUCCAGCAGCGCCACGGGUUUGUUGCUGGAGAGCAGCAGUGUCCAGAGCCACCUUCACACUCCGGUCCUCACCUCCACCGUCCUGAGGCAGACGGCCCAAGAGCCGGCCGCCAAGAGGCCCGCAGCCGCGCCGUCGGACAGCGGGAGUGACCUGGCCGAGCUGGAGUCAGAGGAUGAGUUCUCCGGACCACAAAUGCGGAAGGUGAAGCCGACCAAACGUGGAACAGCUUCAUCCAUGCAGGCUGCCACGCCGCAAGAGGAGCUGCACUCUCACCUCACUUUGCUCUCGCUGAUCGAGGAUGACCUUUCAGAAAAAGCCGAAGGCGACAGCUCGGGAAGAGAGGAGCCGGAGAUCGAAGACUACGAAAGUGACAAAGAAUCUCAGUACACACUGCCGUCAACGCGUCACACCUCAGCCAGCAUCCUCGACGAGCUCUUUGACUGAGAUCAUCUCAGCGUUUCUGUUCUUUCAGUUUGCAGCAAUCGUUUCUCCGUACACGGAUGUUAAAACUGGAUUUUGUUCUAAAUUUGCACGUUAUCCGUUGAAGUUUUUCACUUUGAUUAUUGUAUUGUUUUAAAAAUGUGGCAAACGUCCUCGACUACAUUUUGAUGAGUUUGAGCUAUAAGCUUUCCACAGUUUGACUCAGUUUCUGAAUUGCAUUUUUUUUGUUCAGCACUUAUGGUAAAUAAAAUAUGCAGAAUGUUUCAAAGUUGUGCUGAAUGUAUGUUAAAACUUACUGUGAUCUUGACUGGUAAUGCAAAAUGGUUUGCAAACCUUUAACAAUCAUAAUUGAAAUACUGUAACUGAGUCACUGCUGUUUUCUUUUUACAUUAAACAUCCAUGCUAUAGUUUUCUUCAAGUUAGGGACAUAAUUUUUGUUUCUCAGUGAAAGAAACGUUGAAAUCACUGAAAUUUGCCUCAAAUAAUUAUUUCCAGUUUGAUUCAGUUUCUGAGUAUACUUUUGUUGUUAGUGCCACUUUAUUUGUUCCGCACUCAUGGUAAAUAAAAUAUGCUGAAUGUUUCA
This is a messenger RNA of Fundulus heteroclitus (mummichog), 4346 nucleotides long. It is a transcript of the gene stag3, whose product is annotated as cohesin subunit SA-1. The record is from RefSeq and is a predicted model, not a curated record. Lineage: Eukaryota; Metazoa; Chordata; Actinopteri; Cyprinodontiformes; Fundulidae. Gene Ontology annotation, biological process: sister chromatid cohesion. Bases 104 to 3766 code for a protein of 1220 amino acids. Gene Ontology annotation, cellular component: nucleus; cohesin complex; chromatin. The transcript is spliced from 32 exons. Gene Ontology annotation, molecular function: chromatin binding.